AUGUUCAUAUUCGCUCUUGCAUGCACAUCCGGGUUGUUUGGUCAGGUUGUUACGUGUAUAUACGGUCUUACAUGCCCAUCCGGGUUGUUUGGUCAGGUUGUUACGUGUAUAUACGGUCUUACAUGCACAUCCAGGUUGUUAGGGUACAUAAAUCAUGCUAAGACCUCAGAGGAAACGACUCCUCCGGAAACUGUUGGUUAUAGCACUACGAAUUACAUCAUCGAAAUAUAUCAAGCGAAGACCGAGGAAACAAAUGGAUACAUGCGCGCCAAAGAAUUGCAUAAACGAUGUAACAUACGUGGAUAUGAUUAUAACCAAGACAAUGUUCGACUAAACUUAAAAUACUCAACGGCUGAUGGUAGCAUUCAAUUAUGUCCGAUUUGGAAGGCGGGGACUACAUUUCUCAAGAGGCUCUUCAUGAUGAAAACACAGAAACGAUUCCACAAUGUAACCAAUCCUUACAGCAUAAGUUUCUCGGAAAAAUUUGACGGUGAAAUGGGAAAUGUAUAUAAUGGAAACACAUCUAAAAAGUUUUUAUUUGUCAGAAACCCUUACGAUCGUCUGCUAUCGGGCUAUGUAGAUAAGCUUCUGGCACCGAAUCCAGUCUAUUGGAAUUUGAUAGGUAUUCCCGCCAUAAAAUAUGCUAGGACUAAUCCGUCAAAUGCAAGUCUUACUUGUGGGCAUGACUUAACGUUUGAAGAAUAUAUAAAAUAUGUGAUCUAUGCAUUGGGGACAAAUUCAACAGAUGGAAAACGCAAGAAAAACAGGAGGCGAGUUGGUAUUGCUCAUGACUUACAUUUUGCUACCUUGACAGAAGUUUCUAAACCUUGUCAUGUUAAAUACGAUUUUAUAGGGAAAAUUGAGACGUUCUCAUCCGAUUCUAUUGAGCUGGUACGUCAGAUGAAAUUAUUCAAAGCAGAACACAUUCUAACACAUAACGGAAGUGAGUUUGCAGCAGACGAUGCUAUACAAGACACGACAUACCAGCCUUUCGACAAAAAGUUUCGCGCACAUUUUUCAAAUUGUAUAAAUCUAAAUGAGGCUUUGAAACGAUCAUGGCACAAACUGAAAAUCCGCGGUCUUAUUGGUGAUCAGGACUUGAGUAGACUUAUAAACGAAGAUGAGGUAGGCAAACUGACUUAUUCAGAUUUUCUGAACAUUGCACGAAAGGCCAGGCGUGUAUCAACAAAGGAAAAUCGAAGGAAAUUGAAGAAAAUGUUUUUCAAUCAAUUUUACUCGUCUGUUCCCAUGAAACUGUUGCAGGAUUUAACUGUUGUGUAUAAGGAUGACUUUGAAUUGUUCCAUUAUAAUGUUAUAGAGGAUAUUAAAUGAGUGUAGAUUCAAUACUGAAUUUAUUGAACGAGUUGAACAACAUAAUAUUACUUUAUUCAACGAGUUCAAUAAAGUUAGUAAUUAAUGAAGCUAAACGAAUAUAAUAUUCUAUUUAUCACAUACCCAAAAUAAAGACGCGCCUAUAGUGUAACACUAACAUUUAUACACGCCUUUAAAGCUUCGUUUACAUAACGCAAAAGACGUGGGUAUGUGAUAAAUUCCAUUUUGUGAGUGAGAAGCAAAACUCAGUCAACAAAAGAGUGAUAAAGAUACUUAGUACUCGGUAAAAUCAAUGACAGAAACGUUCACAUGGUAAACUUUGACUGAACCUGCAUUAAGUCCGCUGCAUCAGCAUCGUGUUUGUAGUUCCUUCAAAAUUAUAAGUACUGCAAGGUUCUAGUGCCAGUGUCACUGGGAAUAAAUAUGCGUUAUACAACGAGCAAAAAAUUCAUAUACUGUAUAAAGUUGGCUGUACUUGACUGUAAUGUUUAUCGAAUAAAUAAGUUUGUCCACAGUAAAACGAUCAUUAUUUAAAAACAUUACAAUUUCCUGUGGACAUCUAGCACGUCUUUACACAGAAAAUCGACCGAUGCAAGAAGCAGUCGGCAGGUUGAUAUUUGGCAAGUAAUGGUUAAAGCAAAUACUUUUUGCCGGGCCAAGAGGUUUACUUAACAAUUCAGGCCAAGCGCCACUGGCUUGACACCGAAACUU
Ruditapes philippinarum (Manila clam) is the source of this 2043-nucleotide messenger RNA. RefSeq lists its product as uncharacterized. Gene Ontology annotation, molecular function: sulfotransferase activity. Gene Ontology annotation, cellular component: membrane. NCBI's taxonomy places the organism in Eukaryota, Metazoa, Mollusca, Bivalvia, Venerida, Veneridae. Gene Ontology annotation, biological process: carbohydrate biosynthetic process. The record is from RefSeq and is a predicted model, not a curated record. Bases 1 to 1332 code for a protein of 443 amino acids. The transcript has 4 exons.